CUUGUAGUGACUAUUAUCAUGUGUUUAAUUGACAGGUAAAACGUUCUAGGAGUAAAGGUGGACUGGCUGGGCCAGAUGGUACAAAGUCAGUUUUUGGACAGAUGUGUGCUAAAAUGAGCUCUUUCAGCCCUGAUAGCCUUCUGCUUCCUCAUCGUGUUUGGAAAGUCAAGUUUGUUGGUGAAUCUGUGGAUGAUUGCGGUGGAGGUUACAGUGAAUCAAUAGCAGAAAUGUGUGAGGAGCUUCAGAAUGGGCUGACCCCUCUGUUAAUCGUGACACCAAAUGGAAGAGAUGAAUCUGGAGCAAACAGAGAUUGUUUCCUACUAAAUCCUGCUGCCAAGUCUCUUUUGCAUAUGAACAUGUUCCGUUUCUUGGGUGUCCUUCUGGGUAUUGCUAUCCGGACUGGCAGUCCUCUGAGCCUCAACCUCGCUGAACCAGUAUGGAAACAGCUUGCAGGAAUGAACCUAACAAUUGCUGAUCUCAGUGAGGUUGAUAAAGAUUUUAUUCCUGGACUUAUGUACAUUCGAGACAAUGAAGCUACAUCAGAAGAGUUUGAAGCUAUGAGCCUUCCAUUCACUGUGCCUAAUGCAAGUGGUCAAGAUAUUCAGCUGAGUUCCAAGUACACUCAUAUUACACUGGAUAACAGAGCUGAAUAUGUGAGGCUGGCAAUAAACUACAGACUUCAUGAAUUUGAUGAACAGGUGGCAGCAGUUCGUGAGGGAAUGGCCCGUGUUGUUCCAGUUCCUCUGCUUUCGCUCUUUACAGGAUAUGAACUGGAAACUAUGGUAUGUGGAAGCCCAGAUAUUCCACUUCAUCUUCUGAAGUCUGUAGCAACUUACAAAGGCAUUGAACCAACUGCUUCACUGAUACAGUGGUUCUGGGAAGUGAUGGAGUCAUUCUCCAAUACAGAGCGAUCUCUAUUUCUACGUUUUGUAUGGGGCAGAACAAGGCUGCCCAGGACUAUUGCAGAUUUUAGAGGGAGGGACUUUGUUAUUCAGGUAUUGGAUAAAUACAAUCCUCCGGACCAUUUCCUUCCUGAGUCAUACACUUGCUUUUUUCUCCUGAAGCUACCCAGGUAUUCUUGUAAGCAAGUACUAGAGGAAAAACUGAAAUACGCCAUUCAUUUCUGCAAAUCUAUAGACACUGAUGAUUAUGCCCGGAUAGCGCUGACAGGGGAGCCAGCUGCUGAUGACAGUAGUGAUGAUUCUGAUAAUGAAGAUGCAGAUUCUUUUGCUUCAGAUUCUACACAGGAUUACUUAACAGGGCAUUAAAA
Messenger RNA from Meleagris gallopavo (turkey), 1270 nucleotides. NCBI's taxonomy places the organism in Eukaryota, Metazoa, Chordata, Aves, Galliformes, Phasianidae. The record is from RefSeq and is a predicted model, not a curated record.